UUUAAUUUGAAUUGAAUUAUUUUGUAGUUGAUCUAAGACUAAGAUAGAUAAGAGAAGUUUUCUUUAUUCUAAAUAUCUUACAAUAUGGAUUAUUCAACGAUAAGUAACAAAUCAGGUAUAACUGAGGCUGAUAUUACAAACGGUGAAUUGUCCGAAAAGUAUUAUUCUUUGAAAAAACAACAUGAAAAUUUAUCUAGCAGCUACGAUGCUACAAAACAAGAACUACACAACAUUAAACUGAGUUAUCAGACCACCUUAGACGUCCUGAGUCAUGUAAACGCCGAGUUAGAAAGCCACCAGUUAGAAGGAGAGAAACGUAGAAAUGAGUUGAACAACCGAAUUGCAUGUCUCCAAGAGGAAAUAACAAUAUUGCGGGAAGAGAAAUCAGAAUUGGAAGUUAGACAUGCUAUUCAAAUUAAAAAGUUUGAAGGUGAAAUUCGUCGUUUGAAAGAGGAACAGACGAUUAACAAACGCGAGAGUCCAGGUCGCGACACAACUGAGUUGGAUGAUGCCAAGGCGGCUGUAGCCUCAGCAGAGUCAGAAGCUGCUAAAGCAAAUAUAGCUUUGGAUGAAGCACGAGCUGAGAUAUUGUCAUUGAGGAUGAGAACUGAGGAACUUGUGACAGAAAUGGCACAGAUGCGUAUUGCGGCGGAUAUACGGCGGGAAGAGCUCAAAGCAGCAGGAGAGAGGGAAGCAGUGGCACUGGCAGACUUAGCCGAAGCCAGGGCUACGCUGCUACAGUAUACUUCAGACACCCAAGACUUACAGCCACAUGCUGCUAAAGGAAAUUCAAUAUUUGCUGAAGUUGAAGAUAAAAGGCAAGAAAUGGCAAAGAAUUUGAUACAAAUGAAACAGACCAAUUCUAGGCUAAGAAGAGAACUCGCCAAUAAACAGAACGAGAUAGACGUAUUGCUGCGAGAGAAACAGACCAUCUGGGAGCAGCAGAGUGGUGCCAGUGCGCAUUACGACAGAAAAUUGAUUGAAAAGUACGAAGAAAGAAUUACCCAACUGGAAGGUCUAUGCGAGAAGCAAAGACGGGAGCUGGUUCUUUGGUUUGGAAAGCUGUGCGAACCCACUGCCAAUGGGUGGCUGCCUGGAGUGGUGGACCAUCUGAAGACGGAAGUUGUAAAACUGAGAGCUGAAGUGGUAUCCAUGGGUGCUGCUCACUUGGCUAGCGCAGCUCAAGCAAGAGAACUUCGCAGAAAACUGGCGGUUUUGACGGCAAAUGGUAACGCGCAGGCUAUUAGUUCUCCUGCAAACAAUCGUCAAGAAAAUAAAACAGCCAUUAAAAAUGUUGCUGCCCCGAAAGAAGAUAUUGCAAUGCGGAAAUUUCCAGUACAAAUCAGAAGCAAUCAAAAAGUUGAAGAUGUCAAAAAGAAAGUGGCCUUUAACUAGUUUAUUGUAAGGAUUUAUUUAAGGCGUAUAAUAAAAAUAGACAUAUUUAGAUAAAUCAAGCAUUUUUUAAAAUAAAUUA
Messenger RNA from Amyelois transitella, 1474 nucleotides. RefSeq names its product protein Spindly-B (gene Spindly). NCBI's taxonomy places the organism in Eukaryota, Metazoa, Arthropoda, Insecta, Lepidoptera, Pyralidae. The transcript has 5 exons. The record is from RefSeq and is a predicted model, not a curated record. The coding region runs from base 85 to 1395 and encodes 436 amino acids.